GUGGGGUUGUGUGCAGUGUAACAAGUGACUACUGAGUUAAGGUGCCACUUCUCAAUUGGUUCAGUUCAAUUCAACAACUAAAUUUCAAACUUUUUCCUUUUCACAAUCGAACUUGAGGAUACCAUCACCCAUGAGUUUUCAAGACAUCCAAGGUGGGUCCCACCCUCCCUCCCGCCGGACCCAGUCGCCGUCGCAGGCCGUCGCCGCCGGAAUUUUUCAGAUCAACACCGCCGUCGCUACUUUCCGCCGUCUCGUCGAUGCCGUCGGAACCGUUAAAGACACUCCCGAACACCGUCAGAAGCUGCACAAUACGAGGCAGAGGAUAUUGCAACUGGUGAAGGAUACUUCUGCUAAGCUCAAAUCGUUGACUGAAUCUGAUCGUGAUGCUAAUGCCAAUGCAAGUAAGAAAAUUGAGGAUGCUAAGCUUGCAAGAGAUUUCCAGACCACAUUGCAAGAGUUCCAAAGAGUACAACAGCUUGCUUCUGAGCGCGAAUCGACUUAUAACCCUGCUGCCCCUUCUUCUUUACCUACAAGCUCUGGUUCUGGUGAGGAAUCGGUUGGGUUGGACGUGGAAAGGCAACCUUUUAUCAGAGAGCAAAUGAGGCAAGAAAUACUCCUAUUGGAUAAUGAAAUAUCCUUCAACGAGGCCAUGAUUGAAGAAAGAGAACAGGGAAUUAGAGAGGUAGAAGAGCAAAUUGGACAAGCAAAUGAAAUAUUCAAGGACCUAGCUGUUCUGGUUCAUGAGCAGGGUGUUGUUAUUGAUGACAUUCAGUCAAAUAUUGAUGCUUCUGCUGGUGCAACAACUCAUGCUAGGGUCCAGCUAGCCAAGGCUUCCAAAAAUGUGAAAUCCAAAACCUCAUGGUGUUGGUGGGUGCUUGCAAUUUUUGUGGUCGUGCUGAUCAUCUUACUCGUUUUACUCAUUCUUUAGUGUGCAAGUGCAUACAAGCCGGACAGAUUUUCAUUCCUUCAUUGUUACUUUUUCGAGAUUGAUUUAAAUUGAUGAAUCUUCCCAUAUUUUGUGAGUGUUUUUGUGGUGUGAAGAGUGUUUUGUCCAAAAGAAAUAUGUUUAGAGAGUCCUGCAAUACAGUUUGAUAUGUUGACUGUGCAUUGCAGCUGGAAGUUGGGAGUGAGGUGAAGCGAUGUUAAGAAAAGUUGUCCUCUAUUUGUAAUAUAUAGAUUUGCAAUGUAGAAUUUGUAGUUGUUUAAACAUGAAUUCACAAGCCAUGUACAAUGAAUUAACAAGUUCUUGAUGGCAAGUUCUUGUCCUGUGUGCA
Molecule: messenger RNA, 1274 nt
Organism: Cajanus cajan (pigeon pea)
Lineage: Eukaryota; Viridiplantae; Streptophyta; Magnoliopsida; Fabales; Fabaceae
Product: syntaxin-21
Biological process (GO): vesicle-mediated transport; intracellular protein transport; vesicle fusion
Cellular component (GO): SNARE complex; endomembrane system; membrane
Molecular function (GO): SNAP receptor activity; SNARE binding
Source: RefSeq, a predicted model, not a curated record